AUGGCCGCCAUCGCUAGACAGCCUUUUGCUCCUCUCGACGGUGCCCGCCUUUCAGGCCUCGUCAGCGGCAAGAACCGCCAGAAUGCGGUCAACACUGUGAGCAAGCGCAAAGCAGACUUGCUCGCCAACGACUGGGAGAACAUAGCCCCAGCCGUUUUUAACAAGCGCAGCAAGGGCAUCGCCCCUUGCCUGAGCAUCGCGAAGCCUUCGGGCUUCGCUCUCAACACACACUUCUCGUCGGCCACACUGCCCGACAUUCUUUCCCUUUCGAGCCCCGCCCGGGUCUCGACCCCCCGCCAGACGCUGAUUCCCAAGUCGCAGCGGGCAAAGCUCGAUCGCUCCGCGGCCUCCAAGCCGACUCCCGUUGUUGCUGCUGCAACUUCUCCCGCGGGCCGAUCGCCCAAGGCAAAGCGCACCGGGCUGCUCUCCAGCCGCCGCCUCCCCGCUGCUUCUCUGACCGGCUCCGUCAAGGCCAAGCUAUGGUCCAUCGAUGGUGCCCUGAAGAGCACCAUCAAGCCAGCCAACCGCCACGGCAAGAGCAAGAGCCGUCUCAGCCGUGGCAAGGACAUCGGCUCAAAGGCAGCGUGGUUCUUCGAGAUCCACGAGGACACCCCGGAGCAGGAAAUGACAAACCUGCUCCAGCACAGCACCUGCACGCUGGACAUCUCCUCGGACGAGGAGACAAGUGCAAAGGCGAAGCGCGACCGCGAUGACGGUUGCGACAAGGAGAACGUCGCCCCUCCUGGGUAUGCUGCCCAGGCACCCCCCGCCACCCCCCGCAGCUCGACCAAGCUCUCAGAGCGAACACCGCUGGCCGAGCUGGACCCCCGCGACUUCUACGCGGAGGGUUGCGAUGAGACUUCGGUGUUCCUCGUCGACGAGGACGAGGAGACCGAGAUUGAGGACAACUCGGCCUUCACAGGUUUCGAGUUUGCGCCAAAGCUCGGCAAUGCUUCUCUGGAUCCGAUCCUGGAGAAGCUCGAUGAGCUUGUCGAGAAGCCCGCCGAGGGCUCUACAAAGGCCGCUGUCCUGGAGCCCAUCGAGGGCAUCCAGGAGAAUUUUGAGCUUUGGGAGAGUGGCAGCGCCAAGGACGAGGCGGAAGCGACUGUUUGA
This is a messenger RNA of Beauveria bassiana ARSEF 2860, 1113 nucleotides long. RefSeq lists its product as uncharacterized. Bases 1 to 1113 code for a protein of 370 amino acids. Lineage: Eukaryota; Fungi; Ascomycota; Sordariomycetes; Hypocreales; Cordycipitaceae. The record is from RefSeq and is a predicted model, not a curated record. The transcript has 2 exons.